This is a messenger RNA of Jatropha curcas, 2227 nucleotides long. RefSeq lists its product as uncharacterized. The record is from RefSeq and is a predicted model, not a curated record. Gene Ontology annotation, molecular function: nucleic acid binding. NCBI's taxonomy places the organism in Eukaryota, Viridiplantae, Streptophyta, Magnoliopsida, Malpighiales, Euphorbiaceae.
CCUCUGUCUCUCAUAUCACGCCGCCAUUGAUAAACAUUGGUUUUUUGUCUUGUAAUGUAUGGGGGCGAAGAGGUAUAAUGGGUAAUCUCUAAUUCCAAUUUCCAUCAUUACACAAAUUUUUAUAUCCCUAAAAAGUGAAAGAAACUGACUCUUUGCAGGAGAAAUAAAGCUUCACCCUUUUGCUUGCCCUACCCUAUUCUUCCUCAAACAGUUGAAUCUCUACCUUUCUCUGCUCUUUCCCCUAUUGGGUUUCUUUGACCUUGUUAUUCUCCUUCAUUUUUAAUUCGAUCCUUCAUCUCUUUUUCUUCUUUGCCUGGACAUACCCAUUUUCUUGAUAAGCCGAUUAUCUUUUCUCUUUGCCUUUGUCUUCUUCUCUUCUUCUUCUUCUUCUUCUUCUUCUUCUUCUUCUUGGUCUUUCUGUUUCUUUCGAAGUAUGUGCAAAACCCCUCUUUCUCCUUCAAUGGCUUCUCAACCGACAAACCCUAACUCUAACUCUAAAAUACUGAACCCUAAACCAUUAAACCCACAUGCUUCUCCUUUUCUGAAAUCAGAAGCAAAGAAAACAGAUUUGGCUUUGCCUUUAGAACCCUUUCUUCCUCACAAAAUUUCCACUCUUCAAUCGCAGCCGCUCCCACAACCACCAGUCAUGUCGGUGCCGUUAGCAGCUCAGGGUUUCCUUUACUAUCCCGAUUUUGUCUUUCAUCAACCCGCUCCAGCUUGGACAGACCCAGCUGCACCAACAGUGUACUAUAAUGCUCAAAAGCAGGCAUCGCAUGCUAAUAUGACGCCUUUCUGUACUGGGGCUGUGGGCAAGGAGCUGAUCUUGUAUAACGCUAUUGCACAACCUUUAGGGACCUACUCUGGGUUUUAUGAUCCUAACUGUGAUUUACAAAAGGACUCUAGUGCUGGUGAUCAGACUGUGCAAACGAGGAUUACGGGUUUUACUAAAUAUGGGGUAUUGGGUUGUAAAGAGAAGAGGAUGUUCAAUAGAAAUGGCAAAAAGCUUCGUCUCGCACCACCGAGAUUAAGGCUACAGAGAAGUGCUAAAAUGGAAUCUUAUGCAGAGGGAUUUUGGGUACCCAAAAAACAGAAGUCGGAUAAGGAGUUUGAACAUGUUGGUUCCCAGACUUCUACUACUGUAAUGAAGAAGAAAGGAGACUCUGAUGGUGCUCUAGUUGCUUCUGUUGCUGACAGAGAUGAAGUAAACCAUGAAGGAAAAACUAGUCUCAUGAUAAGAAAUAUUCCGAACCAGUUCGAAAGGCACGAUCUGCUGCGUAUUCUGGACAAACAUUGCCUUGAGGAGAACAGAAAGGCCAGGUUACAGUCUGAUCCCGUUAGGUCUGAGUACGAUUUUCUUUAUUUGCCAAUGGAUUUUAGGAACCGGGCAAAUUAUGGUUAUGCCUUCGUUAACUUCACGAAUCCAGUUGCUGCUUCAAGGUUUUGGAAGAGCUUCCAUAAAUAUGAAUGGCCUGUUUAUGUUAAUAAGAAAAUUUGUGAGAUUUCUUGUGCUGUUAUUCAGGGAAAAGAUGCGUUGAAGAACCACUUCAGGAACUCGGUUUUUUCUUGUCACACCAAUGGAUAUUUACCUGUAGUUUUUUGGCCACCAAGGGAUGGCCAUGUCCGCUCCAAGAUCAUCUUAGUUGGUAGACGUGCUGCAGCCGCAUCACCACCGCCACCACCAAGAGGCCCAGCGAAUUAGAAAGCUUGAAACAAGAAAUUUUUCCAUCUGAAAGAUUAAAGAAGGUGGUAGCUUUUGGAUUCUUGGAUUUGGUGCGGAGACUAAUAGUAACUUUUUAGGGUUAAUGAUUGAAAUAAUGUUGUAAAGAGUGUCUGUCGUAGCCUGUGUUUGCAUUAUCUUCUCAGAUGGUGCUGGAAUGGAGGUGCUACGUGGCAGAUUCUGCGGUGAAAUGGGAACACGGGGUAGUGACUGUCAAUUGGUACUAAUAGAUGGGUUAGGGAUUAGUGAUCGUGUGUGGGUGAUUGUAGUCCUCUCUCUGAGUCUGUAGGUUUUCUUACUGGAAAUUAAAAGUUGGUCCUGUGUUUUCAUUAUCUCCCCAGUAAGUUGGGAUUAGUGCAAAGUCUGGGGUGAAUUGGAAACAUUGGUUUAGGUUUGGUUUAGCUAAGGAUUUUGUAAAAGAGCACUACACCCUAAUACAUGUGUUGUAAUUUAAUAUAUAUGAUGAUAGCUUUAGUGGUUUCUACUCUUAUGAUUUUUAUGUAUUGCUGA